AUGGCAAAUUUGUUACCAGACGAGAAUUCGGUAUACAACUGGACCGGACCGAUUUAUGUACAAGAAAACAUUAAUGAUUUAUCUCUUUUUAGUUCGCAGACUGAUUUAUUCUUACAAGAAUUCCCAUGGAGUGGGGGAGAUGAGAGAGGGGAGGAGAGUAGCCCCAUUCAUUUUGGCACGGUCUUUAAAGAAGAACAAAUAUCCAAAAAAGGAGUAAAAAGACAGUUAAUAACAGAGGAUAAAGAAAAUGACCAGAAGAUGAAAAGAGAACAACUGGAUAGACAUACAGAAAGUAUUAGACCGAUGUGUUGGGGGGAAAAAUCCUCCCAGAUAAAACAAUUACAAGAAGUGAUAAGGAAAAUGGAGGAAAACCAUACUAAUACUGUUCACAUCUUGCAGGGUAUGAUACUCCAGUUGGAGAAAGAAAAGCCAAGAAGGCAGAACAUUAUAACAUUAUGA
Messenger RNA from Mytilus trossulus (common blue mussel), 459 nucleotides. RefSeq lists its product as uncharacterized. Lineage: Eukaryota; Metazoa; Mollusca; Bivalvia; Mytilida; Mytilidae. The coding region runs from base 1 to 459 and encodes 152 amino acids. The record is from RefSeq and is a predicted model, not a curated record. The transcript has 4 exons.